ACUUUUUGACUUCCUUGUCAAUAGUUCUAAAAUUCAGAAAUCCAAUUUCUCUUAUCACGCCCUCGUAGGUAGAACACAAAGCAAACCAAAACGUGACCAGAUGGGUUGCAGAAUAAAUCCCUCAAACCCUCCAUUUCUGUUCAAACCCUCAGCUGAAAAACUAAGGCCAAGACUGAAAACAAUCACCUUCUCUUCCUCUCCUUCUUCUUCCAGUCAAAACCAGCAACGACCACCCAGUUCCUUUGCCACCCCAGAUACUCAAACCCAAUUGCCAAAAUCUGAAAUUUACUCUGUUGAUUUCAAAACUUUGAAAGCUUGCAAGCUUGGCAUUUCCCAAUAUCCUGACUUUGAAUACAAUGCAGAAGGUGGAAGAGGAACUGGGUCUGGUAAAAAAGUCACAGAAAACAGCUUGACUGAUGAAAUCAUUUCAGUUUCAUUUGACCUCAACACAGUCUACAUUCCACCAUUGAAGAGUGCAACAACUAAGUUUUUGGGUCUUCCAUUGCCACCAUUUCUGAAGAUUGAUAUUGUCCCAGAACUCUUCCAAGGGAGCAUAAAUAAAGAAUCUGGAAAGGUUGGACUUGAAUUCAAGGCCAAGUUUUGGUUCUCAGUUGGGAGUAUCUAUAAAGCUCCACCAUUGCUGGUGGAGACCAUGUUGACAUCUGAGGAGUCGAAUGGGACAAUGAGAAGUGCGAAAGGAGAGAGGUUGGAUGAAAAUGGAAACUGCAGAUUGGUUGGUGUGGCAACCGUUGAUCCGAUUGAUGAUUUCCUUAUGAAUUCCUUCCUUGGCCUUCCCACUGAAUGCCUUGCCGAUCUCAAUGCCAUCAUUUCCUUAUCUGCUUGUUCUUAAACCAUGAAAUGGACUGAUUCUAUAUUCUCCAUUUAUAUUUUGUAUAGAAAGGAAAGGAACGUAUGUUGAAAGUUUUAUAAUCAGUACAUCCAAUUGAAUAGAAAAAGACCAGUAUGGGUCAUUUUGAUUA
Messenger RNA from Ziziphus jujuba (common jujube), 980 nucleotides. RefSeq lists its product as uncharacterized. Bases 101 to 850 code for a protein of 249 amino acids. Lineage: Eukaryota; Viridiplantae; Streptophyta; Magnoliopsida; Rosales; Rhamnaceae. The record is from RefSeq and is a predicted model, not a curated record. The transcript is spliced from 2 exons.